Mustela erminea (ermine) is the source of this 2583-nucleotide messenger RNA. RefSeq names its product IgLON family member 5 (gene IGLON5). Bases 64 to 1074 code for a protein of 336 amino acids. The transcript has 8 exons. Gene Ontology annotation, cellular component: neuron projection. The record is from RefSeq and is a predicted model, not a curated record. NCBI's taxonomy places the organism in Eukaryota, Metazoa, Chordata, Mammalia, Carnivora, Mustelidae.
CGGCCUCGCGCGCCCCGGACCGGCCCCCCCUUUCCCCUCCCCCUUCGCGCCGCCGCUGCCGCGAUGCCCCCCCCUGCGCCCGGGGCCCGGCUCCGGCUUCUCGCCGCCGCCGCCCUGGCCGGCCUGGCCGUCAUCAGCCGAGGGCUGCUGUCCCAGAGCCUAGAGUUCAGCUCUCCCGCGGACAACUACACAGUGUGCGAAGGUGACAACGCCACCCUCAGCUGCUUCAUUGACGAGCAUGUGACCCGUGUGGCCUGGCUGAACCGCUCCAACAUCCUGUACGCGGGCAAUGACCGCUGGACCAGUGACCCGCGGGUGCGGCUGCUCAUUAACACGCCCGAAGAGUUCUCCAUCCUCAUCACCCAGGUGGGGCUCGGCGACGAGGGCCUCUACACCUGCUCCUUCCAGACCCGCCACCAGCCGUACACCACUCAGGUCUACCUCAUCGUCCAUGUCCCUGCCCGCAUCGUGAACAUCUCCUCGCCUGUGACAGUGAACGAGGGGGGCAGUGUGAACCUGCUUUGCCUGGCCGUGGGACGGCCGGAGCCCACAGUCACCUGGAGGCAGCUCCGAGACGGCUUCACCUCGGAGGGUGAGAUCCUGGAGAUUUCUGACAUCCAGCGAGGCCAGGCCGGGGAAUAUGAGUGCGUGACUCACAACGGCGUCAACUCGGCGCCUGACAGCCGCCGUGUGCUGGUCACAGUCAACUAUCCUCCAACCAUCACGGAUGUGACCAGUGCCCGCACGGCCCUGGGCCGGGCUGCCCUCCUACGCUGUGAAGCCAUGGCCGUGCCGCCUGCGGACUUCCAGUGGUACAAGGAUGACAGACUGCUGAUCAGCGGUGCAGCCGAGGGCCUGAAGGUGCAGACGGAGCGCACCCGCUCGAUGCUUCUCUUCGCCAACGUGAGCGCCCGGCAUUAUGGCAACUACACGUGUCGCGCCGCCAACCGGCUGGGAACGUCCAGCGCUUCCAUGCGCCUCCUGCGCCCAGGAUCCCUGGAAAACUCAGCCCCGAGGCCCCCCGGGCCCCUGACCCUCCUCUCCGCCCUGGGCUGGCUGUGGUGGAGGAUGUAGGAAGAACCCAAUGCAGCUCGCCUCCCCCUGCGCGGGGCCUGAGGCCGGGAGCGAGAGAGAAAGGGAGAGCAAGCGCCGUGGGUCUCGAGGGGGCGGAAGAGCUCUCUGCCACCGAGGAGAAAGAAGAGAGGAGGAGGAGGAGGAAGAGGAGGAAAGCUCUUUAGAGAACCCAUCACUGUGAGGGAUAACGCAAAAUUAUGCAUCUUUCUACAGCCAUUUUCGCCACCGUUCACGUUUCCGACUGUGACCCACCCCCGGCCACCCCACACCCCUCUCUUAGCUCAGGCUGUCAACCGGAUCGUGUGUAUGUAGUGGAUGUGUGUGAGCAUGAGCCUGCACGCGUGUGUAUGUGUGUGGGGGGGAGGGGCUCAGCAAUCUUCCCUCCCCCAAAACCCCCACGCCUACUGCCCCCAAUGCUGCUGCCUCUCACCUCUGGCUGGAGGUAGGUAUGUGGGCUUCGUGGCAGAAGCUGUGAGGAUAGGAUUUCUAGGCUCCCCCGUCCCCAGUAUAUGCACGCACAGCACCCCCUCCCCUCUCUGUUGAGAGAGUGUCUCCUGGGCCGGUUAGGAGUGAGGAGGGGUGUCGCGCACUUGCCUGUCAAGCUUUCAUUCAGCCUUUGUGAGCAGGUGGGAGAGCUCCGUCUUGGCUCUGGGCCUCCUUGCUGUCUACCAUCAGCUGCCUGCAGCCCGAGCGAGGCCCCGUCACGGGCUCAGCAGCCUGAGACCUUCCCACUCUCUCUGCCCCCCCCUUCCCUCCCCUGACUUUCUGGCCCCAUCUGGGCCAAUCGGUGCUUCCAUCCAACUGUCAGACUGGUGCCUGUGGUCACCUGUCUGUCUCAGUGCUUUGCCCUACCCCACCCCUAGCUCCCCUCAGCCCGCUGCAGCCACCCACAGGUGUGGGCUUGCUGGUCUACCACCCCCGACCUCUCCACCAACUGUACCUCCCAAAGGCUGACCUGACCGCCCUCACACACACUCCGAUAGACACACACAUACCAGCGACUGUGACCAGCAAUAGCCCCCCGGCUCCAGCUGUCCUGCAGCUGGUGACCAGCUUAUAGUUCCCCUGAGAGUGGGCAACUUGUCAGGAGGAGGCGCUGAGAGGCUGUAACUUCAGCUCUGAUGGGAGGAAUAUGCAGUAUGCAUACCACUUACACAGAGUGGGGAAGAGAGAGGCAUCACAGACAUCCCCAGUCCAGACCAAGAUGUCAAGUCGCCAGCUCUGACUCCUGGGAGACCCGCUAGAAACACUCACCCCAAACCACACACCCAGAGCUUGGGGAGGAAGAGAUCAGAGCAGGGGUGGGGGGAGGGGGGCAAGGGGCAGUGACUGUACCUCAGACGGGGGCGUGGGCCCCAUCCCACAUUGUCUUCCAUCCCCAGGGUCCAGGGGGUUGGGGAGGGGUGGGAGAGGGACACCAGGGAGGGGGUGGGGGGGCCCUGGGGGCCGUGUGUUCCGACUCAUGGGGAGUGUUGAGACCACCACACCAAUAAACGCCUUUUUCCAAAG